AUGGACCUUACGACGAUCGACGUGUGGGAGGAAAUCAAGUUGCACGUUUUGCGGUUGCAUGGCUCCGAUCGAGAUCGUCGUGCCCAACUACGCGAGUUCAGAGGCCACAUUGUGAACAUCACCGAUGAUGACGUCGAGGUGUUCCCGCCAUAUAUUCUGACUGAAGUCCCGGCACGAGCCGGCAGCGAGGGCCGCAACUAUCUGGAAUGGAUGUGGCACCAUUUCGACGAGCCCGAUCUUCCACGCGGCAGUUAUGCACUCGCCUUGGUCUCCUCCGAUGGAAGUUUGAUCGCUCCGAAAAAUGUCGACGGGUUCCCGAUCUAUACCAUGGACGACCCGUUCGUGACUUACUGUGGAACCUUUUUUGGAGGCGCGCUUGGCGCAAACAACGUCGCAAAAGCCCAGGACAAGGAGCCGCCUCGCGUCCAGCCCGUCGCGGGACCCGAGGAACAGAAGCCUCACACCACCAACACCCCGGUUGAACCCGAAGACAUGAAGCCGGACAUCAAGCUGAUCCCUCUCACCAAGAACCAUACC
Messenger RNA from Mesorhabditis spiculigera, 537 nucleotides. NCBI's taxonomy places the organism in Eukaryota, Metazoa, Nematoda, Chromadorea, Rhabditida, Rhabditidae. The record is from the annotation of a GenBank genome assembly.